UGGCGGGGAGCGGGCGGCGCGCCGGAAGUGCGUGCACGGCGGCAAACGGGAACGGAGCGGGCUGGAGCCUGGGGCCGCGGGAUGAGCAAAGCGCGCGAGGCCGCGGCGGGCGGAGGCGCCACCGCCGUCCUGCUGCGGUACCUGCAGGAGCAGAACCGCCCGUACAGCGCCCAGGAUGCGUUCGGGAACCUGCAGCGGGAUCACGGGCUGGGCAAGGCGGCCGUGGUGAAGGCGCUGGAGCAGCUGGCGCAGCAGGGCCGCGUACGCGAGAAGGCCUACGGGAAGCAGAAGAUCUACUUCGCUGACCAGGAGCAGCUCCCGGCCGCCAGCGAUGCGGAGCUGCGCGGGCUGGACGGGGAAAUCGCGGCGCGCUCCGCCCAGCUGCAGGCGCUGCAGCAGAGCUGCCGGCAGAUGGAGGCGGAGCUGAAGGACUUGAGCAGCUCCAUGACAACCCCUGAGAUCACCAAGGAGAUCGAGGCACUGAGGAAGGACUGUGCCAGUUGCACGGAGAAACUGGAGAGGAUUAAGUCUGCUACCAACCACGUGACUCCAGAGGAAAAGGAGAAGGUGUGCCGGGAGCAGCAGCUGUACCGCCGGGAGUGGCGCCGGAGGAAGCGCAUGGCCACCGAGCUGCUGGAUGCCAUCCUGGAGGGCUAUCCCAAGAGCAAGAAGCAAUUCUUUGAGGAGGUUGGGAUAGAGACAGAUGAGGACCACGGUGUCGUGCUGCCAGCGACCAUGUGAGGUGCUGGGAGAGCCUUUGUUCUGGGGAGAAGCUGCUGUGGAGCUGCCUCUGAAACUCGGCUGUUGGUGGAACGUUGUUUUUUCCUGCCCCCAGUGCACGGAGCUGCCUGGCUGCGGUCUGAUGUGGCUGAGGGUGCAGUGGUGCUGUGUGCCUGGUGUUCUGGUAAGGAAAGGGAGCAAAGGACUGUCUGGGCUGCAGAGCUCUGUAUGUGUUCUAGCUGCUUCGGUCACAUGAGAAUAUGAUCCAUUAAACGCCAGGAUUUUGGUUCAGCUUCA
This is a messenger RNA of Ficedula albicollis (Collared flycatcher), 1017 nucleotides long. RefSeq names its product PSMC3 interacting protein (gene PSMC3IP). Bases 82 to 741 code for a protein of 219 amino acids. Lineage: Eukaryota; Metazoa; Chordata; Aves; Passeriformes; Muscicapidae. Gene Ontology annotation, biological process: meiotic joint molecule formation; meiotic strand invasion involved in reciprocal meiotic recombination; homologous chromosome pairing at meiosis. Gene Ontology annotation, molecular function: double-stranded DNA binding; recombinase activator activity. Gene Ontology annotation, cellular component: condensed nuclear chromosome; DNA recombinase auxiliary factor complex. The record is from RefSeq and is a predicted model, not a curated record. The transcript has 9 exons.